AUGCCAGGUUUCAAUCUCAGCUACCAGUGGCUGCACUAUACCCGACCCUCAGGGCCACCAUCUCCAGCUCCUGAGGGUCUCGAGCGUCACUGGCUAAAAACACCCCAAGGCCGGAUCGAAGUCCUCUCCAACACACCGUCCAUCACCAGUGAGUCCAAUGGCCCUCCCAUAGUAUUCUGCCACGGCGGAAUGGGCUGUGCCUGGGUUUGGACGGAGUACAUGCAGUAUCUCGCUGCACGCGGCGUUCAAUGCUACGCUGUUUCGUUGCGCGGCCACGGAGAGUCAUGGCAUCCAUCUUACUUCCGCAUGGUCUUUGCGACGCCCAGGAGCGCUCUGGCUUCUGAUCUUGUUGCGGCGAUAGAGUGGGUGCAGACGCGUGAGGAGAGCGAAGUGAUGCUCGUUGGACAUUCCAGUGGCGGCGGUUUGAGCCAGGGCGUUCUCAGUGAUGGGCUGGCCAAUGUUAAAGCGCUUGCGUUGUUGGGAGCUGUUCCAGGAUUUGGAUCAAUGGGCGUGUACUUGAAUUGGUGGAAAAUGGAUCCAUGGUUCACCAUUCGAAUGAUAUUCCAUCUGUGGCACUCCAACUCACCUCUUUCACACCCAAAGCUCACCCAACGCGCUUUCUUUGGCGACAAAUUCCUGCUCUCCGCUGUCAUCCCCUUCCAGCGCCAUAUGAAUCGCUACGAGAGCUAUCUAUGGCCCUUCAGCAUGAUGUACAGCUUCGCAUCUGCAUCAAGUAUCCUUAGACACAUCCGCAACGAGGGCGCUAGCGGCGAAAAGGUUCUUGUGAUGGCUGGGACACAAGAUAAACUGAUGACAGCACCAGUGACGGAAAACACUGCGACGUUUUAUCGCGAGGCGGGAGUUGAGGCGCGAGACGGUGUGAGAUUGCGUUUCGUUGAGGGCGCGGGACACCAUUUACAGAAUGAUGUUCAGUGGAAAGACGGCGCAGAGAAGUUGUUUGAGUUUUAUAAAGGCAUUGCUUGA
Messenger RNA from Fusarium sp. VM40, 984 nucleotides. NCBI's taxonomy places the organism in Eukaryota, Fungi, Ascomycota, Sordariomycetes, Hypocreales, Nectriaceae. The record is from the annotation of a GenBank genome assembly.